AUGGCUUCCAACUUCAACGACAUAGUCAAACAGGGAUACGUGCGGAUACGGAGUAAGAAACUGGGGAUCUUCCGGAGGUGUUGGCUGGUGUUCAAGAAGGCCUCCAGUAAAGGUCCACGACGGUUAGAGAAGUACCCGGACGAGAAGGCAGCCUACUUCAGGAGCUUCCACAAGAUCACUGAGCUCCAUAACAUAAAGAACAUUACACGGAUGCCGCGGGAGACAAAAAAGCAUGCUGUGGCGAUCAUCUUCUGUGACGACAAAUCCAAGACAUUUGCCUGCGAUUCAGAGCUGGAUGCAGAGGAAUGGUGUAAGCUGCUGUGCGUGGAGUGCCUGGGCAGCCGACUCAACGACAUCAGCCUGGGAGAGCCAGACCUGUUAGCAGCGGGGGUGCAGCGGGAGCAGAACGAACGCUUCAACGUGUACCUAAUGCCCACUCCUAACCUGGACAUCUACGGGGAGUGCACCAUGCAGAUCACCCAUGAAAACAUCUACCUGUGGGACAUACACAACGCUCGCCUCAAACUCGUCAUGUGGCCUCUCAGCUCCCUGCGCAGAUACGGACGAGACUCCACCUGGUUCACUUUUGAGUCCGGAAGGAUGUGUGACACAGGAGAGGGUUUGUUCACGUUCCAGACGCGGGAGGGGGAGAUGAUCUACCAGCGGGUCCACUCGGCCACGCUGGCCAUUGCCCAGCAGCAUGAGAGGAUGAUGGAGGAGAUGGAGAAGAGUUCCCAGGUACGCUUUUUUUUUAUCCACCCCAGAGAAACGCUAACCAAGUCCAUCUCCCUGCCACGCAGCGCCUACUGGCAGCACAUUACACGUCAAAACAGCGUGGGAGAUCUCUACAGUUACCAAGGAAGCGGCCUGACAAUGACUUUUAUCCCUCGAGCACAGACCUUCCCCAGCUUUCUGUGUGAUGAACAGGAGGAGAGCCAGAACCAGAACCAGGAACAGGCACCGUCGCCCUCUAGUGGCCCUGAAUCCAGUUGCAGCCUGAGACCCCUUCAAUGACAAAGAGUUGCUCCACCAAAACUGGACACU
This is a messenger RNA of Anoplopoma fimbria (sablefish), 1044 nucleotides long. It is a transcript of the gene dok6, whose product is annotated as docking protein 6. The transcript is spliced from 8 exons. Gene Ontology annotation, biological process: positive regulation of MAPK cascade; cell surface receptor protein tyrosine kinase signaling pathway. The coding region runs from base 1 to 1014 and encodes 337 amino acids. The record is from RefSeq and is a predicted model, not a curated record. Lineage: Eukaryota; Metazoa; Chordata; Actinopteri; Perciformes; Anoplopomatidae. Gene Ontology annotation, cellular component: cytoplasm.